AUUUGUUUUAUAUUUUGUUGCAUUUUUAUAAAUGAAAUUAUUAAAGAGUUUAAAUUUUAUGACUGACUGAACUUUCAAAACUCUACUCAAAUUGAUGGAUAUAAGGAAAUAUCUAACGAAAAACAAUGAAAUAAAUUUUCCAACUAAUGUCUCAUGCAAUAUAUACCCUGUUGAAGAUGAUAAUCAUGAUCUAAAUACACGAGGGUCUAUUGAAAAUGAUGAGGGUGAUGUAAAUACACCAGAAUUUAAAAUUAAACACCUAACCAUAGUUUUGACUAAAUUAAAAUUGCCUGUACAAACCACUUUGGUUAUCCCCAAACGUAGGAAGGAAGAAAAUGAUUUUAUUGAUCACUUCAAAUUUCUACCUAGUACAAGUAUAUCAAGUAUUACAUUAAAUAAAAAUGAUGAUAGUCAACAAAAUGAACACACCAAAUCACUUAAUAUAGAAAAUCAGAGUUUUAAUGAUGAAAUUGAUACCAUAGGCAACAAUUUACCACCCAUAUCAAAUAUUUUAUGACCUUAUUUAAAUGUAUUCAUUUAAAUUUUAGAGAUACCUAGAUACUCUAUUAAAAAAUAUGAUAAAAUCAGCUAAAUACAGUUGAUCUAUCUACCUAUUACAAGUAUAUCAAGUAUUACAUUUAAUAAAAAUGAUGAUAGUCAACAAAAUGAACACACCAAAUCACUUAAUAUAGAAAAUCAGAGUUUUAAUGAUGAACUUGAUACCAUAGGCAACAAUUUACCACCCAUAUCAAAGAUACCUAGAUACUUUAUUAAAAAAUAUGAUAAAAAUCAGCUAAAUACAGUUGAUCACUUCAAAUCUCUACUUAUUACAAGUAUAUCAAGUAUCACAUUGAAGAAGAAUGAUAAUAGUCAAAAAAAUAUUAUAGGCUGUAUCAAUUUAGAAUUUAAAGGAAUAUAUUAAUUAAUAUUUACACCAAGGGCUAAAAAAAUGGUGAUUACAAACAAAGAAAUACAUUAAGUCACAACAAAUUACUAUCUAAUAAAUAUAUAUCUAAAAAAUCUACAGAGAAUUUAAAUGGAAAUGUUAAUACCCUAGACUACAAUUUACCACUCGUGUCAGCUAUACCCACAUACUCCAGAAAAGUAAAGAAUAAUAGACAACCAACUAUACUAGAUCAUCUAGAAUUAUCACCUACUACAAAUAUAUCUGGAUUACUUGGAGAGGACAUUUAUAUAAAUGAACUUGAUACUUUAGCAAUACCCUCAUAUUCCAGAAAAGUAAAGGAUAAUAGACAACCAACAAUACUAGAUCAUCUAGAAUCAUCACCUACUACAAAUAUAUCUGAAUUACUUGGAGAGGACAUUAAUAUAAAUGAAUGAUACUUUAGCAAUACCCACAUAUUCCAGAAAAGUAAAGGAUAAUAGACAACCAACUAUACUAGAUCAUCUAGAAUCAUCACCUACUAAAAAUAUAUCUGAAUUACUUGGAGAGGACAUUAAUAUAAAUGAACUUGAUACUUUAGGUUUCAAUUUACCUUACACAUCAGAGAUAUGCUAUGCCAAUUCAGAUUUCCCUUAUGAUAUAUUAAAUUUUGUUACCCAACAUAUUAAAGAGAAAUUAUACACAUAUUCUAAAAUAUGGAAUCCUCCUUCAUCAUAUAUUUUCCCUCAAAUAAAUUCUAAAAUGAAGAGGUUGUCAUUCCAACAUAAAUGGCUAAAUCAGUAUACAUGGCUUAGUUACUCUCAACUUACACAUUCAGCAUAUUGUAAAGUAUGUGUAAUCUUUGGUCCUAGAUAUGGUGGGAUCAAUUGUCAAAAGUUGGGAGAGUUGGUUUUGCAUGGAUUUGUCAAAUAUAAACAUGCAAAAGAGAAAUUUUCAUCUCAUGAAAAAUGCAAUUGUCAUCAGAACUCAAUAAAAAUGUUAACCAAUUUAAUGCAAAUUGCUAAAGGUAUGAUUCCAGCUAUUGACACACAACUCUCAAAUUUGAAAGCAAAAGGGGCCAAAAAUAAUUGUAAGUAUUUGCAAAUUAUUAUUCAAGCUAUCAUUUACCUGGGAAGACAGGGAAUGCCACUAAGAGGCCACCGAGAAAAGAGUGGUAAAUUGGAUUAUAAUGAUACAUCAGUUAAUGAGGAUAACUUCAAAGAGUUGCUCAAAUCAUAUUGUCAUCUAGGUGGUGAUGAAACCAAGUUGAUAUUUGAUAAUGUGGCUAAUAAUGCCAUAUAUAUAUCUCCCGAUAUACAAAAUGAAAUUAUAAACAUAUGUAAUAAUCUUAUUGUUGAAAAAUUGAUUAAAAUUGUUAAUAAAUCUACCUUUUUCUCUGUACUUGCAGAUGAAACAACUGAUAUCUCAAAUCAGCAACAAAUGUCAUUGGUUAUCAGAAUAUUAAACUUGGACACCAUAAAAAUUAGUGAAUUUUUUUUGCAAUUUAUUCCACUUAAUAAUGGUACAGGAGAAAAUAUAGCCAAACAAAUAAUAUCUUUUUUAAAAAACAAUGAUAUUGAUAUAACUAAAAUUCGAGGCCAAGGAUAUGAUGGUGCUCCAGCAAUGUCUGGAAAAAUUAAUGGGGUUCAGGCCUAUAUAAAAAAGAAGUGCCCAAAAGCUCUUUAUGUACAUUGUGGAGAAUAUUCUCAAAAUUUAGUUAUCUCCAAAGCUUGUGGAAUUUGUGAGAUUGAUAGUUUAAAAAUCGUAUCCAAAAUAAUUGAAUUUUUAAGUUGUGGGAAGCGAUCAAAGGUGUUGUAUCACGUUUUAAAAGAUAUACAAAGAUCCAAAGUUCGAAAAUUAAAAAAAUAUUCGCCAACAAGAUUUCUUCAGAGACAAGAUUCAAUUACUGGAUUCCUUCAAGCAUUAGAAGGCAUAGUUGAAACUUUAAAAAUAAUAAGUAGAUGGAAUGAUAAUGAUACAUCUAAUAUUGCCCAAGAAUUGUGUUCAUCAAUUUAUGAAACCCGUUUUAUUAUAUCAAUUUUUUGUAUGAAUUAUAUUUUUUUAAAAACUGUAAAUUUAAGUCGAUAUCUUCAAAGGGAAAAUAUCAACAUUGUGUCAGCAAUGAAUGAAGCCAAGAGGCUUCUUAAAAUAUUUGAAGAUGCUGAGGUAAAUGCCAACAAUAUUUUUUUACCAAUAUAUGAAAGAUGUUUAAGUUUGGGUGAGAAACUUAAAAUUAAUAUUGAGAAACCUAGGCUAAUCAUAGAUGACAUGUUAGCUUUGGAAUCAACUUUUGAUUAUUAUAAAAAAGUUAUUUUUUUACCAUUAUUAAAAACAAUUAUUACUCACUUUAAAUUAAAAUUUGCUGGGCAUAACAAAAUAUUUUAAUUUUCUUUUGCCAUCAUCCUCAGAACAAUUAAUUAUUAACAAUAAUAUAAUGCUUAGCAUUAAAAAAAUUAGUAUUUUUUAUGAAUCCGACAUUAUCGGUGGAUACGAACAGCUAAAAUCAGAUACUGAAGCUUGGUGGACUAGGAUUAAGAUUUCUAUAUAUAUUUAGAAGAGCCAAUCCAUUGGUCCUCGCCUGGCCAGAGGUUGCCCUUAAAUAACUUUUAAGUCAAGCCAGUGUCGAAAAUGACCGCUCAUUGGUGCAAGUAGUUAUAGGAAGUGUUGCUAAUAUGAUUAAAAGUGUUUUGAUAUUUGUUCUUAAGUUUAAAGUUUCCUUAAAUAAUUAAUUGUAAUGUCUCAACAGGGUUGCUGGGACGAUCUGUAGGGAUGAUGGUGCUUAGAUCAGAAUGCCAAGCUUCAGUAUCUGAUUUUAGCAUGUCUAAUUCAUAAAAAAUACUAAUUUUUAAAUUCUAAACAUAUUAUUGUUAAUAAUUAAUUAUUCUGAGAAUGAUGGCAUAAAAUAUUUUGCUAUGCCCAGCAAAUUUUAAUAUAAAGUGAGUAAUAAUCGUAAAAAAAUAACUUAUAAUAAUCAAAAGUUGGCUCCAAAGCUAACAUGUCAUUUAUGAUUAUUAGCCUAGGUUUCUCAAUAUUAAUUUUAAAUAUCUAUCAUAUAUUGGUAAAAAAAUAUUACCAACACAAUUUACGUGAUACGUGAUAUAUAGCGCAUCGCCCUCUAACGUUGAAUACACAACAGAGCUACGCUAGGUUUUCCUCAUUUCCAUCUAAUUGGAACAAUUUAAUUUGGGUAUAAAAGGAAAAAUAUGAGGAGCCCUCCACCCGUUUGUGGGCAAGCCGCACGUACUUUUAGGCACAACAUUUCGAAAAAUGUUGCUUAAACCUCUAUAGGCUAUAAUUUAAAAGGAGUGGGACAAAGAAAAAGCCUAUACCCAAGAACUACAGUAUAAUUUAAUUACUUUAUAGGUGGGUGAUGGCUGAUUUUAAGCUUAAUUUCUUUAGUGUAAGUUAUAAUUACUAUCAAUAUUGAGAUAUAAUGUUCAUAGAAUCUGUAAAUAAAUAUGAUUAAAAUAAAAUAAUAUUUACCGUUCUAUCACUUCAAAUUUUCCACCGGAAAUUGCAUUACCAUUUUUUUUAUAUUAACGAGACGAGAAGCGUGAUUUUUCUUAAAAAAGAUUUUUUCACUUUGAAGGAUAUCGACUUAAAUUUACAGUUAAAAAAAACAUUUAUAUUUUAAUCUAUAAUUUUAAUGUGUUUACUAAUAAUAAAAUAUAUUAUUUAUAAUUAAGGCAAUAUAAUAUUUAUAAUUAAGGCAGUAUAAUAUUUAUAAUUAAGGCAGUAUAAUAUUUAU
Molecule: messenger RNA, 4631 nt
Organism: Gordionus sp. m RMFG-2023
Lineage: Eukaryota; Metazoa; Nematomorpha; Gordioida; Chordodea; Parachordodidae
Product: zinc finger MYM-type protein 1-like
Exons: 19
Coding region: 1334-3268 (644 amino acids)
Source: RefSeq, a predicted model, not a curated record